Messenger RNA from Bradysia coprophila, 1056 nucleotides. RefSeq names its product CD63 antigen-like. Gene Ontology annotation, cellular component: plasma membrane. NCBI's taxonomy places the organism in Eukaryota, Metazoa, Arthropoda, Insecta, Diptera, Sciaridae. The record is from RefSeq and is a predicted model, not a curated record.
UUUGAGUGCAUUUCGUUCAGUCGUUCGUUCGUGUUUGAGUUGUGAGUUUAUGAUUGUUGGAAGUUAUUUUUCUAUCAAAAACCGAUUGUAAUAAAAACCAAUUUUUGGAAAGUCAAUUCAAAUUUUUAUCGACCGGUCAAAGUGAAUAUUGGAUAUUCGUAGCGUAACGAUCGAUUUGUGUCAGGAAUUACCAACAAGUACAUUCGUCUAUACUGUUGAAUACGUGCUAUUCUCAGAAAAUUGAGCAACCAUAUUAAAAUACAUUUCAACUGUAAGGUAGCCAGACACUGAACAAAUAUGGGGGCCUGUGGUGUAUCGUGUGUCAAAUAUCUCGUAUUUGUAUUCAAUCUACUGUUUGCGUUGACUGGCUUAGCGAUUCUAUGCGUUGGCGCCAUCAUUCAAUCGGCGUAUCAUCACUACUCCACGUUUGUUGGGGCUAGUUUCUGGUCGGCACCGAUACUGCUGAUUGUUGUCGGUGCUAUCAUAUUCAUAAUUUCAUUCCUUGGUUGCUGCGGAGCAUUGAAGGAAAACUCAUGCAUGGUGUUGACUUUCUGCAUUCUCUUGGUGGUCAUCUUUUUGUGUGAAUUGGGUAUUGGCAUUGCUGGCUAUGUCAAACACGACCAAUUGGAGGGCAUUCUGGAGACCGGAUUCAACAAGACAAUGGCUGAGUACAGCAAAAACGAGGAAGCAUGGGAUUUGGUCCAGAAGGAGAUGCACUGCUGCGGUAUCAAAGGUCCAGCGGACUAUCAGCCAAUUUUCCAAAAUAAUUCGUUGCCGAACUCUUGCUGUACGAAGUUCCCUCCAAAUUCUAAUGUUUGCACUCAACAAAAUGCCCUUCAGGAUGGAUGUAUGCCAAAAUUGUUGCAAUUCUUGGAAUCAAAAUCGCUGAUACUUGCUGGAGUUGGUAUUGGAAUUGCAUUGAUUCAGCUGAUUGGCGUUUGUUACGCAUGCUGUCUGUAUAGAGCGUUCAGACGUAACUACGAAACCGUUUAAGCAUCGCCAUCACACAGCAAUAAAAGGAAAAAUUGAGAAGGAAAAUGAAAAAAGAAAAGAAAA